Molecule: messenger RNA, 1567 nt
Organism: Nicotiana tabacum (common tobacco)
Lineage: Eukaryota; Viridiplantae; Streptophyta; Magnoliopsida; Solanales; Solanaceae
Product: dof zinc finger protein DOF3.6-like
Biological process (GO): regulation of DNA-templated transcription
Molecular function (GO): DNA-binding transcription factor activity; DNA binding
Source: RefSeq, a predicted model, not a curated record
ACAAUAUGUAGUCCAAGGGCAUCAACAAAGAAAGCUUAGAUGCGAAGGAACUUCCCCCACUCAAAUUACAAAACCCUAAAAAUAUAGUAGUAGUAGUAGUAAAAACAAAAAGAACGAACGAGAGAAGAAAAUAAAACUAAAACUCUCUAUUUCCCCCUUUCCUGCCUUCAUCUUCCUUCUCUCUUUUCCUUUCAUUUCCUUUCUUUUUAUUGGGGCUCUGGUAUUCUAUUCCCCUCCUCUCUUUACUGUGAUUCCUCCACCACAUAUUUCCAAAAAAAUUCAUCAACCUUUUACAAAAGAGAUAAAGAUCAAAGAGAUCAAAGAAAGAAACCAUGAGUUUCUCAUCUUUUCCAGUCUAUCUAGAUCAUCCCAAUUUGCAACAGUUACAGCAGCUAGAUCACAAUCAACAAGGAAACCCUGGGCUCGAAAAUUCCCAGCUUCCAACAGCAGUCCCGCCUGCUCAUGUGGGUGGGAGUCCAGGCUCGAUCAGGCCUGGUUCCAUGGUUGAUCGAGCCCGAUUAGCAAAGAUUCCACUGCCGGAAGCUGGACUAAAGUGCCCGAGGUGUGAUUCCUCGAACACUAAGCUCUGCUACUUCAAUAAUUAUAACCUUGCACAGCCCAGACACUUCUGUAAGAGUUGUCGUCGUUACUGGACUAGAGGGGGUGCUCUGAGGAGCGUCCCGGUGGGAGGAGGAUGCCGAAGAAACAAGAGAAGCAAAAGCACUAACAACAGCUCAAAGACCGCUGGCGGUAACAACACUGCGGAGAGACAAAUAGGUACUACUUCCACUUCAACUAGUGCAAGUCCUUCAAGCUGCAGCAAAGAAAUUACUGGCCAACACUUUUCACAGUCAUCCACACAUUUAACUCCUCUCAUGGCUGCCUUCCAAAACCUAAAUCAUCAAUACGGAGGAUUUCAGCCUCCUCCUUUGGUUUCUACACAAAACAAUGGGGGACUUGGUCAUGAAAUGGGAUUCCAAAUAGGGAAUAGUACUAACAAUUUACAAGCAGCCACUGGAGGAUCUGAUCAUCAUCAGUGGAGAUUGCCAUCUUUGGCAGCCACAAAUUUAUACCCUUUUCAAGGUGAAGGAAUUGAAGCAACACCAUCUGGGAUUUCUCAUCAAGAUUCAGUAGUGAGAAUGGAAGAAAAUAAUCAAGGGUUAAAUUCCACAAAACAGUUUUUGGGAACUAUGGAGAAUAAUCAAUAUUGGGGUGGAAAUGCAUGGACAGGGUUUUCUGGUCUCAACUCCUCUUCAGCUGGCCAUCUCCUUUGAUUUCAUGUAAGCUUGAAACUUGAAGCUUCUACCCUUCUUUUCAAUCUUAAGUCAAUGUCUACUUCAUUAAAAAGAAGAGAUGCAUGGGUAGCUAGGUUGUGUGGAUUGGUCUAAAUUAAACAUAUAUAUAUUGCAUAUUUGAAUCUUUUUUUUGUCUGUUUGUUUCAGUGGACACUUGUAAUUUUUUGGAGAUUCUUUAACAAGGUUUGUGAAGUCGUUUGUAAGUUCGGAUUCUGACAUUAUAAUCUGUUUCCAUCAAGUAGUAUUGUGAUAAUAUUUAGUAACUCAUUUGA